AGUGCCUGCUGAUAAUCUCGUCCUCUACUACUGCCUUCGUCCCCGACACAGGAUACCGCGAAGAUGAAACAAGCCGGCGAAGAGGAAGAACGCACUUCUGGCUCCGAGCAGGAACGUCACGAUCCCGGGGAUGAGGGUGGGGUUCUCGAGGAAUCGCAACCCUCGUCCUCGAAACGUCAGCACAAGAAACGAUCUAAAGUAUCUAAAGUUUUGAACACACUACGUGGAAACGAGAUACCACAAUCAAUUGUCAACCAUGUUGUAGAGCAAGUUAAGGUAGACCAGGGCAGCGCUUCCCCCGCUGCGGAUCCAGACGCCGUCAGGGCGGCGUUGGAACAGCUGAAAAUCAUGGAUGUACUCAAGGGAAAGGCAGGUGUGGCCGGCCGGGGGAAAAAGGCCAUGGGUGAGCAUAAGUUCUGGGCAACACAACCGGUCCCCCAGAUAGGUGAAGAACCCCCGUCAGAGGAUGGGUACAUUGAGCCUACAAAGGCAAUCGAAGACGUCCGUCGCGAGCCAUAUCCCUUGCCCAAAGAUUUCGAAUGGUCGACUCUUGACAUCAACGAUGGAAAACAGAUCAAGGAGGUUUAUGAUUUACUAUCACUCAAUUACGUCGAGGACGACGACGCUGCUUUCCGUUUCCAAUAUAGUGCUGAAUUCUUGGAAUGGGCACUCAAGCCUCCUGGUUAUUUCAAAGAGUGGCACCUGGGUGUGCGAGUGUCGUCGAACAAGAAACUUGUCGCUUUCAUAUCAGGUGUCCCAACAACUCUCCGUGUCCGUGGAAACGUAUUCCGCGCGAGCGAAAUCAAUUUCUUGUGUGUCCACAAAAAAUUACGUUCCAAACGGUUGGCGCCGGUGCUUAUAAAGGAGGUCACCCGGCAAGUGCAUCUCCAAGGGAUCGCUCAAGCAAUAUAUACAGCAGGGGUCGUGCUCCCAACACCGGUGUCAACAUGCCGAUACUACCAUCGUUCAUUAAAUAUCCCCAAGCUUGUCGACGUCAAAUUUACUUACGUUCCUCGGAACAUGACCCUCGCACGGAUGAUCCGUGUGUACAAGACAGAUUCUGCACCACGUCUACCAGGCCUCCGGGAGAUGGAGGCAAAGGACGUGCCCCAAGUAGCGGACUUGUUCGCGCGGUACAUGCAAAGAUUUAGCAUGGCUCCGAUAAUGACAGUUGACGAAAUUCGCCAUCUAUUCCUCAGCGGAAGGGGGGAUGUCGAACAACCCUGCGAAAAGUACAGGCGGCCGAAGCAAGUGUUAUGGGCAUAUGUAGUGGAGGAUCCCAAAGAGCACCGUAUUACGGACUUCUUCUCGUUCUACUCACUUCCUUCUACAGUUAUCAACCAUCCCAGACACAAUCUUCUGGAGGCUGCCUACCUUUUCUAUUACGCGAGCGACGCCGCGUUUGAAUCCGGGGUAGACGAGUCUAACAAUUUAAAAACACGUCUUGUACAUCUCAUUGGCGAUGCUUUGGUUAUCGCGAAUCAGGCCAAGUUCGACGUUUUCAAUGCUGUCACGUUGAUGGACAACAUGAGUUUCUUGGAUGAUUUGAAGUUCGGGGCAGGAGACGGUCUGCUUAACUUCUAUCUGUAUAACUGGAGGACGGCACCUCUUGCAGGUGUUAACUCUGUAAGCGAUGUCGAAGCUGGGCGGGGUGUGGGGGUAGUUAUGUUGUAAACUGCCCAACCUAUUUCGGAGCAUCACUGGUAGACUAAGGA
Messenger RNA from Pisolithus orientalis, 1715 nucleotides. RefSeq names its product N-myristoyl transferase. The record is from RefSeq and is a predicted model, not a curated record. Gene Ontology annotation, cellular component: cytoplasm. The coding region runs from base 64 to 1674 and encodes 536 amino acids. NCBI's taxonomy places the organism in Eukaryota, Fungi, Basidiomycota, Agaricomycetes, Boletales, Pisolithaceae. Gene Ontology annotation, molecular function: glycylpeptide N-tetradecanoyltransferase activity. Gene Ontology annotation, biological process: N-terminal peptidyl-glycine N-myristoylation. The transcript is spliced from 9 exons.